Messenger RNA from Mercurialis annua (annual mercury), 1467 nucleotides. Its product is annotated as phosphoglucan phosphatase DSP4, amyloplastic. Bases 85 to 1218 code for a protein of 377 amino acids. The record is from RefSeq and is a predicted model, not a curated record. Gene Ontology annotation, biological process: protein dephosphorylation; starch catabolic process. The transcript is spliced from 14 exons. Gene Ontology annotation, cellular component: chloroplast. Gene Ontology annotation, molecular function: starch binding; protein tyrosine/serine/threonine phosphatase activity; carbohydrate phosphatase activity. NCBI's taxonomy places the organism in Eukaryota, Viridiplantae, Streptophyta, Magnoliopsida, Malpighiales, Euphorbiaceae.
AAACCCCCCAACCAAAACAUGAAAUAAAAAAUAAUCAACACUCACUGCUGCACAAGAUAUUUUAUUCUUCUGCAUCUUGUUCACAUGAAUUGCCUCCAUUAUCUUCCCAGAUGUUCUGUUUUACCUUUACAAGGAUCCAAAUGUCACCACAUCAGGAAGUUUUCUUUUAAUCCAGUGGGAAUCAUGAGUCGGAUUCAUCUUCGUCCGACAACUAUUACUGUAAAGGCAAUUUCUGGGUCUGCGUCUAGUGCUGACACAAGCGAUGCAGAUGUAAAGGAUGAGGAGGAGAAGUCAGAGGUCUACAGUCAUAACAUGACAGAAGCUAUGGGUGCUGUUUUGACCUAUAGGCAUGAACUAGGAAUGAACUACAACUUUAUUCGUCCAGAUUUGAUUGUUGGGUCAUGCCUACAGUCUCCUGAAGAUGUUGACAAGCUGCGGAAAAUAGGAGUAAAAACCAUAUUUUGCUUGCAACAAGAUUCAGACUUGGAAUAUUUUGGGGUAGAUAUCAAUGCCAUUCGGGAUUAUGCUGAAAAAUGUGGCGACAUUCAACAUGUGCGUGCAGAGAUCAGGGAUUUUGAUGCAUUUGAUUUACGUAUACGACUUCCAGCAGUAAUUAGUAUAUUGAACAGAGCCAUAAAUAAAAAUGGAGGUGUAACAUAUAUACAUUGCACUGCUGGACUUGGAAGAGCUCCUGCUGCUGCGUUGGCAUAUAUGUUCUGGGUUCAGGGCUACAAACUUAGUGAUGCACGUGAUUUGCUUCUGAGCAAGCGACCUUGCUUCCCUAAGCUUGAUGCUAUAAAAAGUGCAACUGCUGAUAUACUUACAGGUCUCAGGAGGAGGCUUGUUACUCUUACAUGGAAAGAUGUCAAAUGCUCCACAGUAGAAAUUUCUGGACUUGAUAUUGGAUGGGGUCAGAGAAUACCUUUAAAAUUUGACGAGGAACAGGCUUCAUGGAUACUGAGGAGGGAAAUAAUGGAAGGCCGCUAUGAAUACAAAUACAUUAUAGACGGGGAAUGGACAUAUAAUGAACAUGAACCAGUUACCUCUCCCAACAAAGAUGGGCAUGUCAACAAUUUUGUUCAGGUUCUGAGUGAUGACACAGACAGUAUUAGCACAGCUAUACGUACAAGAUUGACCGGUGAGGACCCAAAUCUAACCAGCGAUGAACGGUUGAAAAUAAGAGAAUUUCUUGAAACCUCUCCAGAAGAUGCUCUGUAAACUGGAAAGGUAAGGCAUAGAAGUUUGUAUGUAAAAUGUAAUGAAUUUGUUGUUAAAGUCCAUAUAUUAUUCAUUAUGAAAUCACAGGUAAUAAUAGAUAGGUAAACCGGUAAAUGGCUAAAUCCGUUUUCAAUAAGCUAACAUCAUGAUAUUUGACUCAACUCGGCUUUUGCUGUACUAUUAUUAUCUCUUACUUUUCCAUUUGUACUAUAUUUUUUAAAGGGAAAGGGGUCAAAUAUGCUUUCUAUA